Molecule: messenger RNA, 5830 nt
Organism: Mizuhopecten yessoensis (Yesso scallop)
Lineage: Eukaryota; Metazoa; Mollusca; Bivalvia; Pectinida; Pectinidae
Product: fibrillin-1-like
Exons: 7
Molecular function (GO): protein binding
Source: RefSeq, a predicted model, not a curated record
UCGUGUAUAGCGCAGCUUGAUAUCUAUAUAGCAGUGAGCCUGAAUGUUGGCUUAGAAUCAUCGCCGGUGUAUGAUAUCGUUAUGCACGUGCUAGCGUGCAUGGCAAUGCACGUUAUAUACAUGUACACAUUCAUCCGUCGAUCGCCAUUUGAUCUUCAGCAAAAACAUCGAAACAUGGUUUAUCUAUCCUGUACGAAACUCUUUGAAGGUUAGCAGAAUGGUACAAGAUAAAAAUUACAAUCUCUUUUGCAAGAGAAGUCUGGAGAAAACGUCUCAAUACAAACCUAAGAAAAGGAUCUGCGCGUGCUGUUUCGUGUCGUCUGCUAUUUUGGUUAAGGGAUGUACCUUCAAAAGUUUAACGAACCUUUGACCCAUCGAAAUGGAUAAAACUGGGAAUCGGGAAAACAGCUACUGAUUUUCCUCCAGGUAAUGAGUCAUUUUAACUAGUUUUUAAUGAUGAGUAUUACUGGAAAAGUUUACUGAGAAUAUGUUCAACAGAUCAUGCUGUAAAAGGCUGAUUUAAUACUUAAACUCAUGAAUAGAACGGGUCGUCUAGGUUCUGAAAACAUGGUUGCUACAAUGCUGGUUAUUACAGUCCUGUCAAUAUUGGAAAUAUCGCAAAUGCAAAAUUGACGAAAGGACAAAGGAGUUUUCCUGGGCAUUUCUCAAACAAGGACUUGGAUUCUAUUGGAUGUCUAGCUGACUGGGAUUUUAAAUACUGCGAUACUUGUGUCAUGAUUGCAUCGGAUGUGUUUGAAAACCAUAACAUUGAUAUUGAAAUGUCACCUUGUUAUAACUUCGGCAGAUGGAAUUAAAUAAUACCUCAAUAGUGUGUGUAGCGUCGAAAAGUGGUUACUUUAGGGAGUGAAAUAAGUAAUGGUUUUCUAAAUGUGUCAUUCAUUCGAUACAUUUAAGAUGGAGAGGAAAUACAUUUGGAAUUCGAAUGUACUGCUGACGAUUGUAAUUCUUACCGGCACAUGGCACUCAGGUCUGGCUGUAGCAUGUGGGGAAGGAGAGGUCACCUGUGUGGAUGGAUCAUGUAUUCCAGAAUCAAAGGUCAAGGACGGGGUCAAUGAUUGUCCAGACGGAAAGUACGAUGAAGAUAUGAGACUUGGUGACAACUGUACACAUUUUACAACCAUCUCUUGUGACGUAUUUCUACCGAAUUCUACAUGUGAAGAUGGACAAUGUCAAUGCGCUGCUGGUCACGUUCCGAACGACCAACACUCAGCAUGUCUACCACGUCAGUUUGGGAGUCCGUGCCUCACAGACACAGACUGUAGGGAAACUAUCGAGUCAAGCGUCUGUUUGAAUCAGAGUAUAUGUGACUGCGGUACCGGGUACGAAAAAGAUGAAACUGAAAAUAGAUGUGUAUGGAAUUCCAUUUACAAAAAUUGCACACAUGAUACCCAAUGUUCAAUCAUUCCACACAGCUUAUGUGAUUCUAACUUGAACUUGUGUACAUGCAAUCCCGGAUAUCGACGCGAGGACAGCGAUGGGUCUUGUGUACGAAUAUCGAACAAUUCCAAUCAAACAUCAGAAGAAUUUGAUAGUAAAAUGUUAAACAUGUCUUCAAAUAAAACAGAUCUUAGUUUCAAUGUAAUAUCAUGUACGAAUAACUCGGACUGUUCGGAGAUAAUAAUCGGAAGUGAGUGUAGGUCCUCUCUGUGCGGAUGUCCUACUGGCUACAUUCUGGAGUCCAACGAUAGUAAAUGCGUUAGAGUUAUAUUAGAAAACGACAAUGAUCUUCUUACAGCCUUUAAUUCAUCUAUAAAUAACAUAAAUUAUACUUGUGAUGAUAAUAGUUCGAAUUGUACCAAUGUAAAUGAAUUAAUAUGCUCUUCCGGUUACACUAUUGAUGUUAACGGAACCGGAUGUAUUAAUAUCCUGAUAGGCGGUGAUUGUAAAUCUUCUGAUGAAUGCAUCACUGCCGUAAACAACAGCGUUUGUAGUAAUAGCAGCAAGUGUGUAUGUAAAACUGGAUUCAUACCGAAUAAUAACUAUUCCAAAUGUGACUUAAAACAGGUCCCGUGUUUAUUUGACCAAGACUGCUCUGAUCAUAUUCCAGACAGCGUUUGCAUCAAUGGUUCAGUUUGUAAUUGUAAAGUUGGAUUCAAAAUGGAGAACUUUACUUGCACUCAAAUUGAGCUUUUUGAUGAUUGUUCUGACGACUUAGAAUGUCUUGCAUCCAUUGAUGGAACGCGAUGCGAGAACGGAUCUUGUAUUUGUAACAUCAGUAAGAAGAUGGACAAUGUUACAGGACGCUGUGUAUGGAAAGCCAUCGGAGACCACUGUAAUAGCGAGGAGGAUUGCUUGCUAGGGGUAACGCAUAGUCAUUGUUUCGCCGGUAAUUGUGUCUGUCAAGCGGGAUUUAAAACAAAUGAUAAUCCGACAAGUUGCAUCCGCAUUGGUCUGGGUGAUUCCUGUUCAGUCGACUCGGAAUGUGAGGCUGGUCUAAAUAAUACUUGGUGUAAUCUGUAUAACAUAUGUGCAUGUGCGUUAGGUUACUACAACCUUCCAAACAUGUCUUCCUGUGUAUUGCGGACUAUUGGCGAUGUUUGUUCUGUAUUGGAGGAUUGUGAACAUGCUAUUGGAAACAGUGUGUGUAACGAUGUAAAGCAGUGUGAAUGUUCACCGUAUGGAUUCCAUGACGCAGAAAACGGCACGAGAUGUAUUCUUCUGACUCUAGGAGAUGCUUGCAAUCUAGAUGAAGCUUGUAAGUUUGCCAUCAAAAACAGUGAAUGCAGCAGCGAGGGCAUAUGUACAUGUGAAGCUGGAUAUAUGUAUAAUAGCGAAAAUGCGUCAUGCUUAAGGAUAAAAAUAGGCGAUAACUGCACAAACCUAGAAGCUUGUAGCUCAUUUAUUGAGCAAAGUACAUGUAAUCGGGAUUAUAGAUGUACAUGUUUGCCAGGAUAUAGAUCAAAUAUUAAAGGCAACACAUGUGAUCAGAUCCUACUUGGAGACCCAUGCAAUCAACGUACUGACUGUACAAAUACCAUGAAUAACAGUUUAUGUGGCGACAACGGCGUGUGUGGUUGUAAUGUUGGAUAUAAGGCCGAUAACUCUAAUAAUACUUGCGUUAGUUUGAUUUUAGGCGAUUCGUGUGUUUUCAACUUAGAGUGCAAGUCUGCAGUGAACAAAUCGGUUUGUACUGGAAAUCAAACGUGUGAAUGUGAACUAGGUUACCAAGCAAGUGAAGAUGGCACAAUUUGUGUUCUUCUUGGAAUAGGUGACGUUUGCGUUUCCAAUGAAGCAUGUGGAUUGGCGAUUGGUUCCAGCAUAUGUGGACCUGAUAACCGAUGUCAGUGUGACACUGGUUUUAAGGUGAAUAUCACACGUAAUGCCAUCAUCAAGGUCAAUCUAACCGAUGACGUAAUUUACGAGAGUAAAUUUGUCGGUGAUGACUGUAUACCUUUAGUGAUCGGCGACAACUGCGAGACGUCACAACAGUGUGACAGGGUAAUGAACCACAGUACAUGUAUUGAUGAGAAGUGUGGAUGUGAAUCGGGUUACAGGUUAAAGUUCAACGGCAAGGGCUGUACAAAUCUAAAGCUUGGGGAACAGUGCAGACGAGGACAAGAGUUUGACGACUGUGUCGACAUUUUGAACAGCCAGUGUGGUAGGGGGCCACAUUGUGUCUGUGACUAUGGUUACAGGGCGGCACCAGACAAUACGUCUUGCAUCAGGAACAUGUUGGGCGAUACCUGUAGUCAGCACAUUGACUGUAGCUUCUUGAUGGAAAUGAGUUUCUGUGGGGAACAUAGCUUCUGUCUUUGCGACAAAGAGAGUGGUUAUAUCGCGAUGGUAAAUCAAACAGACUGCAGACUUAUCAGUCAUGGAGACCCGUGUGAUGAGGACAAGGACUGCCGUUUUGGACUGAACGGCAAUAGUAUAUGUGGAGGCAGUGGCAUAUGCGAAUGUCGGACAGGCUACCACUUUGAUAAGGAUUGUUUUCCGUCAAAGAUUGGAGAUUCGUGUGAUAAAGAUAUAGACUGUUCGACAUUUAUGAAUGAUUCUCUAUGCAGUAAUAUAUCUGGCCGAUGCGAGUGCGACAUUGGAUACAGACCAGUUGAGAACAACACGGGCUGUAUUCUAAUGACCCUUGGGGACCAAUGUUUGGUUGAUUUGCAAUGUGCAACAGUCGUCAAUUAUACGCAGUGCCUUAAUAACACAUGCUCCUGUCUCCCCAUAUAUAAACCCGAUACUAAUUGGACACAAUGCGUCGUUAAAGGUCUCCUAGACGAAUGUAAUGGUGAUUUAGAUUGUACUCAAAUAGGUAAUAGCUCAUGUCAUAACCAAACCUGUAAAUGCGUCAUUGGUUUCUUCGAAGAUAAAAAUGAUACAACCUGUACGAUGCACACUCUAGACUCGUUGUGUGAGAGGAACGAAGAUUGCAGAACGUUUAUCAAUGACAGUUCAUGUGACAAUAGCACGUGCGUAUGUAACGCGGGAUUCGUUAUAGACAACAACAAAACGACAUGCACAAAACGUAAAGUGGGAGAUAGUUGUGACGUAGAAAUGGACUGUCAAUCGGCUGUCGCGAAUAGUAACUGUUCAAGUGGAUCAUGUGAGUGCUUCCCAGGCUACCUUAGUAACAAUGACAAUGAUACCUGUACGAAAAGACGAAUAUCAGACGCAUGUGUAGAGGAUUCAGACUGUGAGAAUGCAAUUGUCAGGAGUGAAUGUAUGGAAGGAAAAUGCUCUUGUCAGCAAGGAUACAUGAGUUCAGACAACGGUACUUCAUGCUUUAAACGAAGGAUUGGUGACGUCUGCGAGUAUAUGGAGGAUUGUUUCUUUGCUGUACCGAAUAGUCUAUGUGACAACGACACUAGGACCUGUGUCUGUGAGCCUGGACUCAAAUCCGAACUCAAUGGCACCAUCUGUGAACAAAGAGUUAUCGGUGACAUGUGUAUGCAAGACUCCGACUGUUUUUACUCUGUAAAUAACAGUGGAUGUAGGUCAGGAUUCUGUGGUUGCGACACUGGGUAUAAAGUGUUAGACGGAGGUCAAGUAUGUGAUAAAAAUAGAAUAUUUGAUGAAUGUGACCUAGACCUUGAUUGCAAGCUUGCUGUUAUGGACAGCGAAUGCUUCAAUAAUUCAUUUUGUAGCUGUCGUCUUGGGUUUCAUGAAAGGCAGAACAAUACAAGGUGCGUUUUAAGAAAGAUCGGCGAUCAGACGUGCAACACGGCAACAGACUGUUCGGCAGCCGUAAACAAUAGUUUUUGUAAAGAUGGCGUUUGCACAUGCGUUUCUGGAUAUUUUGAAAAUGUUUUCAAGUCAGAUUGUAUUUUGAGAAAAGUUUACGACGAAACUUGUCAAAAUGACUCCGAUUGUGAGGAUGCCGUAGAAGACAGCAGGUGUUUCGACGGAACGUGUGUAUGCUCACCUGGAUAUUACGUCACAUCCGGAAAUAGUUCCUGCGUGAAAAGACGUAUCAUGGACGAUUGCAAGACUUCAUUAGACUGUUCGGCUGCAAUACCACUAACAAGCUGUCGGCAGGAUGUCUGUCAAUGUCAUCUUGGCUACUAUGGAAGGGACAACGGCACUUCCUGUCAGCUAAGAACCAUUGGCGAUUCCUGUGAGGACGACCAAGACUGUUAUUUUGCUGUUUACGACUCGAUCUGUCAAUCUGGGUACUGUGCUUGCUCAGAUGAGUUCGAUUCCUUUGAGCGUGGGGAAUACUGUGUCCUUCGGCCGCUGAUGUUGACAGACGUGUGCUACUAUCCAUCACAGUGUCAACACAUCGACAGGAGGAGUGUCUGCCUCCACGACACGUGUCUUUGUGAGGAGGGCUACUUCGUGUCUGAUAAACACGACACCUGUGUACCAG